AGUCUACGCCGUACAAUACAUACAGGCACCAUGGGAUGUUUCAAUAGCUGCCCACUGUAGUAACCACUAUGCACCAGAGGUUAAAUACUGUAUACUUUUUUGAUUAAGCUGUCCGUUAGACAAGCUAAUAACAGCGCUAACAUACAUUUUGGCCCUUUCCGCACUCCGUAGUUUAGAAUUCAAGAGAACGCACGGCGCGCUCCCAUGAUGCAUUUGUGUAGUGUACGGCAUUGACUCUAGGGAAGCGAGCGGGAUUUAGACGCCGUGGAAAAAAUGUGUGAAGUCGGAAAGCUCCGCGAGCUGGUCCAGCACCGACUAAACGUGGCAGUCCAGGACAUUUUUCAACUGUUUGAACAGACUUUAGCCGUGUACAAAGAGGAACUGGGUCGAACUAAAGAGGAGAACGUGCGACAACGCGAGCUACUGGAAGCUAUUCUCCAACCUCAAGUUCGGCUCCACGCAAUAGACAUCAGUCUGGUGUCGGUGAACACCCAAAACAAUGAGGGUGGCCCAUCGGAACAGCUCCACGUUAAAGAGGAAACACGGAGCAGUCGAGACGAGGGAUUAUACUGCGCCGCCUUCACGCAAGUGGCCGGCGUGUCUGUCAAAAGCGAAGCUGCUGAAGGGCAUCCACAACUCAACGAAGAAGCCGACAAAGAAAAAUCCAAUACCGACGUUGUGUCCCGCUCAUUCGACGGCGAGCCCACCCAAGAACCAUCCGUCGAAACCUCCGAGGAAUUUGACAACCAGCAGGUGUUGGUGGACACCCAAAAAGAUGCGGGUGGCUCAUCGGAACACCUCCACAUUAAAGAGGAAACAUGGAGCGGUCGAGACGAGGAAUCCUACGGCGCCGCCUUCACGCAUGUAGCCGGCGUGCCUGACAAGAGCGAAGUCGCCGAACCGCAUCCACAACAUAACAAAGAAGUUGAUGAAGAAAACCCCAAUACGGACGACGUCCUGCCCCGCUCAUUCGACGACGACCCCUAUCAAGAACCUUCCGUCGAAACCUCCGAGGAAUUCGACAACCAGCAGGUGUUGGUGGACACCCAAAAAGAUGCGGGUGGCUCAUCGGAACACUUCCACAUUAAAGAGGAAACAUGGAGCGGUCGAGACGAGGAAUUCUACGGCGCCGCCUUCACGCAAGUUGCCGGCGUGCCUGUCAAGAGCGAAGUCGCCGAACCGCAUCCACAACAUAACAAAGAAGUUGAUGAAGAAAACCUCAAUACGGACGACGUCGUGUCCCGCUCAUUCGACGACGACCCCGAUCAAGAACCUUCCGUCGAAACCUCCGAGGAAUUCGCGCCCACUCACGCAAAGAUGACCACCCCGGACGACCCCGAACCCACCCCCGUUAACGAAGAUUACAAAAAUGGCAUGCUGGUCGACACCCAGAGCUGCUUUAGCAGAUUGGCCGACGUCACCUCGCACUUGUCGGCCAAACACCACAAAAAAGGCAAAAAAGUGUUUACUUGCUCCGAAUGCGGCAAAGUUUUUGCCGACUGCCGUAUUCUCAAACGCCACGUGAAGUACCACACCGGUGAGAAACCCUUCUCCUGCGCGGCGUGCGCGAAAACCUUCAGCCGACGCUCCUACUUCCUCUACCACAUGCAGUGCUGCCACCCCCAAGUAAAACACUACCACUGCUCCCUAUGCAAGCAAACCUUCCACCAACGUCAAAACUUGACCUCGCACUUGAAGAGCCACAUCGGCAAGAAACCCUUCUCCUGCCCCAUAUGCGGCAGGACCUUUCCCUGCAAAAGAGACGUAGAAAGACACAUCGGCUCCCACGCCGAAGACAAGCCUUUCGUCUGCACCAUUUGCAAAAAGCGCUUCAGCACCAAAGCUAGCGUGGUGUUACACAUGCGACUCCACACAGGCGAGAAGCCCUUUUCCUGUGCCGUAUGCGACAAGGCGUUCCCAAGCAAGCCUCAACUGAAGCACCAUGCCCGCACGCACAUCGGGGACAAGCCCUUCCCGUGUUCCGAGUGCAACCAGCGUGUAGUGGACCGACAUACACGCGGACACUGGUGUUUCAACUUAGACAACCAGCAGGUAUCGGUGGACACCCAAAAUCCUGUGGGUAGCCCAACGGAACACAUCCACAUUAAAGAGGAAACAUGGAGCGGUCGAGACGAGGAAUCCGACUGCGCCACCUUUACGCAAGUGGCGGGCAAAUCCACAACACAACAAAGAACCGCUCAAGAACCUUCUGUCAAAACCUCCGAGGAAUUCGAAAUCCAGGAGGUGUCGGUGGACACCCAAAAACAUGAUGGUGGCCAAAUGGAACACCUCCACAUUAAAGAGGAAACAUGGAGCAGUCAAGACGAGGACUCCGACUGCGCCGCCUGCACGCAAGUGGCCGGCGUAUCCACAACACAACAAAGAACCACUCAAGAACCUUCUGUCAAAACCUUCGAGGAAUUCGCGCCCCCUCGCCCAAAGAUGACCAUCCCGGACGACCCCGAACCCAUCCACAUUAAAGAAGAAGACGAAGACGAUGUCAUUCUGGUCACGCUCGACGCCGAUGACGCCGGCCCGAGCAACGUGGGCGGCUCGGCCGACGGCGUCACGUCCCACUGGUCGGACGAACUCCCCAAAAAAGCCCAAACGCCGUUCCCUUGCUCCGAAUGUGGCAAAAUUUUUGCCAACCGCGGGAUUCUCAACCGCCACAUGAAGAGCCACACCGGAGAGAAACCCUUCUCCUGCCCGGCGUGCGUGAAAACCUUCAGCCGCCGCUACAGCCUCAUCUCCCACAUGCGCUGCCGCCACCCCCAAGUAAAACCGUUCCGCUGCUCCCUGUGCACGCAAACCUUCCACCAGCGUCAAAACCUGCGCUCGCACAUGAAGUGCCACGUCGGCGAGAAACACCUCUCCUGCCCCACGUGCGCCAGCACCUUUUCCAACAAAAGAAACUUACAAAGACACGUCAGCUCCCACACGGAAGAGAAGCCUAUCGUCUGCACCGUUUGCCAAAAGCGCUUCACCGCCAAAGCCCACUUGGUGUUACACAUGCGACUCCACACGGGCGAGAAGCCCUUUUCCUGCGCCGUGUGCGACAGGGCGUUCCCCACAAAGUCGCACCUGAAGUACCACGCAAACACGCACACCGAAGACAAACCCUUCCCGUGUUCCGAGUGCAACCAGCGUUUCGCCUUGAAGGAAAACCUGCUGACGCACAUGGAAGAACACGCCGCCGAGGCCCCGUUCACCUGCGCGACCUGCCCGGCCACCUUCGACAAAAGAAAAGAACUGAUGGUGCACAAUCGCACGCACGCCCGCGAGAAAAAGUUCCCCUGUCCGGUGUGUGCGAGAAAGUUCACGUGCAAGAGCAACAUGAUGGCGCACAUGAGGGGACACACGGGGGAGAAACCGUUCACCUGCCCGUUCUGCAACAGGGGCUUCAUCCAAAAAGGCGACAUGAUGAGACACAGAAUGACGCACACCGGAGAGAGACCGUUCGGUUGCGACGUGUGCCAUAAAAAGUUCACGCGCAAGUUUCUCCUCAAGAAACACAAGUGCCCCGGCGGAAACGACGCCAUCGACGAAUUGAACGAGAGUGAAUGUUUGUGAGGCGGGAGUUGAAAGUGAAAGUUUCCGGUGUGGAAGUUUAUUCAAAACUCAUCGGUCAAAGGCAAGGGCAACCUUAUUUGCAUUAUAUAAUGUGUCCAGUUAUAUAGGUAAUUUAGAUUCUUCCCAUUGGUUGUAACUAGAGUUGUUCCGAUCAUGUUUUUUUGCUCCCGAUCUGAUUGUUUUAAUUUGAGUAUCUGCCGAUCCCGAUAUUUCCUGAUCCGAUUGCUUUUUUUUCUUUGCUCCCAAUUCAAUUCCAAUCAUUCCCGAUAAUUUUUCCCGAUCAUAUACAUUUUGGCAAUGCAUUAAGACAAAAAAUGAAUAAUUCAACAUACAGUACACAAGUACUGUAUUUGUUUAUUAUGACAAUAAAUCCCCAAGACAAUAUUAACAUUCUUUCUGUGAGAGGGAUCCACGGAUAGAAAGACUUGUCAUUCUUAAAGGAUAAAUGUGACUUUGUAUAUUGUGACUAAAUAUUGCCAUCUAGUGUAUUUGUUGUAGAGCUGAAACGAAUACUCGAGCAACUCGAGUAACUCGAGUUUAAAAACUGAUCCGAGUAAUUUUAUUCACCUCGAGUAUUCGUUUAUUUUGACAGCUCUAAGCAUCACGUUUUGCUCGGACUACUUUUAAUGCGGGACAACGCGCUGAUGUCACGUGCGUGGAGGAAGAAGCAAAAAAAAAAAACUUACUGCAGCAGACAGCCGCUACAAACGACUCCGACGUUGCAAAAUACUAGCCUGCACAUGCUACGUUAGUUGCAGUUAGCUCUGGUGAGUCUCAUAGAGAUCACAUGUAUGUUGAACUAGAUGCACAAUGACAGACUAGGCCGCGUCUGGGCAGCGUUAGCAAACAGCCGCCAUCUUAAAGCAGUAGAGCGCUAAGCGCUAACAAAGAGCGCUAAGCGCUAAUAUAUAAGAUUAACGUUACUGUCACUACUAGCUCAAGUAACGUUAGCCCUGCGGAGGGCUAGGUUUCUAUUAAUUAAGACCACUUUCGAUGCGUGGCUAACGUGUCUUACAUACAGGCUUUAACAUAACAUAGCGUUGUGGAGUGAUGAGGGUGUCAAAUAAAAACUCAAUAAUGCUAACUAUCAAUUUUAGCUCAGUAGUCAUUGCUGGAUAAAACACCAAUUAGCACUAGUCCCUAAUGUGCUCCAAUACAGCCUGUAUCAUACAUUUAUUUUGAACAAAAAUUCAAAAUCCUAUCAGGACUUACAGUUUAGACUAACUUAAAACUUUACUAGAACUUAAAAAUGGCUUGACACAAAUAAAAAUUCAAUUGAAAAACGUGGGGAAAAAUCGUAACUUUUAAGCGAAGUGUGUUAUCAAGCGUAAAGGCAUUUUUAGGUGUGUGUAUGUGUAUGUAUAUAUAUAUAUAUAUAUAUAUAGUGAAUUAGUCUUUUUUUUUUAAUCCUAGUUACACCUGAGAUGCAAUUGUUGGCCGUUUUCAACAAUACACAUCAAAAAUAAAGACAUUGAUUGACUGAAAAUGAUAAAAUGUCUUGUUUUCUCAUGUAUAUCUAUAAUUUCUCUUCACCUAAAAAUAUAUUUGUUUUAUCCAAUUACUCGAUUAAUCGAUAGAAUUCUCAGUCGAUUACUCGAUUACUAAAAUAUUCGAUAGCUGCAGCCCUAAUUUGUUGAGCUUUCAGUAAAUGAUACUGCAGCCAUUUAACUUCUCCCCAAAUGCAUGAUCUGAAGUGCAACCAUGACUGUGUGUAGGGGCACCAAUUGAUAUAUCUUCUCUGCGUUGGGAAAGAAUAUAGGGUGUUAAGAAAAUGAUCAACUACUACCUUUCUUCCCCACAUUGCCUCCCACCUUUUUUUAAUUGCUGAGAAAGGUAUUGUAAGGCUUUAGCCACAUAAAAAAUGGCUCCAAAGGCUGUCAAAAUUCUCUCUACUCAUUAUACGCUGCCUUUUAGCGCUAUCUAUAGGUAGAACGGCAUCUUUAUAGAUUGAACGCGGCAAUACGUGAGUGGAUCGUGCAGCGCAUGCUUUAGUUAUUUAACGUGAUUAAUUAAAAACAAAAAUUACCGCCGUUAACGCAGUAAAUUUGAUAGCCCUACUUUAAGCCAAAACGACUCUGGAUGAGUGUAAGACAUUUUGUAACGUUAAAAUACAAUUAGAAAAUGAUUUAAACAAAAAAUAAAUAUAUACUUAAAAAAAGGCAUGACUGAUUUAUCUGUUCUGCUCAAAUGCAUGAUGGGAAGUGCAACCAUGACUGGGCGUAGUGGUACCAAUUGAUAUAUCUUCUCUGCGUUGAGAAAUAACAUAGGGUGUUAAGAAAAAGAUCAAUUACUACCUUUCUUCCCACAUUGCUUCCCACAAUAUUUCUAAUUGUAGGAAGAGGGAUUGUAAGGCUUUAGCCAAUUAAAAAAAAGGCUCCAAAGGCUGCCAAAAUUCACUCUACUCAUUUACCGCUGCCUUUUAGCUCUACAUAUAGGUAAAAUGGCACCAUUACAGAUUGAACGCGACAAUGCGUGAGUGGGUUGUGCAGCGCAUGCGUUAAUUGCGUUAAAUAUUUUAACGUGAUUAAUUUUUUUAAAAAUUAAUUACCGCCGUUUACGGGAUAAAUUUUAUAACCCUACCUUAAGCCUAAACUAAAUACUCUGAGUGUAACAUUACGUCUGUAACGUUAAAUACAAUCAGAAACCGAUUUAAUUCAAAAAGAUAUAUAUAUUAAAAAAAGGCAUGUCCGAUAUUUUUUGGCCGAUUCCGAUACUUUGAAAAUGACGAGAUCGGACCCGAUGAUGCCGAUCGAUCGGGACGUCUCUAGUUAUAACGAUAGAAUUGAUCCUACUCUUAUGAAGUGAAUUAUUUUCAUGCUUACGUUUACCGCUUUGUCACUUGCUGAAUGUGCGAUUGCAUGUUCGUUUUUUUCCUCAAACGCACGUUUAACUGGCUGAUGACUUGACCCCUCCACACACACACACACACACACACACACACACACACACACACACACGGAACUCUCACAGUCCAGAAUUACAUUACAUGGGAGGGAUAUGAGAAGUAAUGCAAAACGUAACUGUUGUGAAAUGCACCUCUAAUUUUGCUACUGAAAGUCCAACCUGCAUCACAGUUCAGCAUUACCAUUACAUUAAACUGUGUGAACCUUCUAACGGAGUAGGAAGCUGCUUAAGAGAAGUGUCCUUCUGUAUGUGUUUUCUACUAAGUUAACGUUAAUUAACUCAUUUACUCCCAGCCAUUUUCACCUGUGCAACCCCCUUCGGUCCUGGCCUUUUUACUAGAUUUUGACUGAUUUUGCAAGGCCCACAGAAAAUUCUGUUCUAUUGCUAUAUGAACAUGGAACCCACCAAAAGAAAAAUUACUCUUUCAGCAGGAAAAAGUUUGUAUCUGUUUCCAUUCUUUAGAAAUCAGCAUGAGAAAAUAGCUUAGUUUGAGCAAUUUUCCAUUUUCUGAUGAAAAAACAGAAAUUGAGCUUUUUGUAAACGCAUACAUUUCAAACAUAACUUUCACUUGAACACAGCUAUUUUUUGCUUUAGUUACAUCCCAAACAUCUGAAUAAUGUUUUCCUUUUACAAAAUAACACGAACAACAAGACAAAUAGAGCUUUUGAUAGCAAAGUAACAAUUUUUUUUUUACACAUAACUAUACUAUUGAACUGAGCGAUGACGCUAUUGUGGCCGCGACAGCCGGGGUAAAAUUUUCCCUCAACCGCCUGUUUCAUAAAGAUGGAUUUUUUUAUCUUUCUUUUGUGGUGACCACUGCCUCGUGACCAUGUUCGCUUGGGGAACUUGUGUUCCUGGGGGGUACUGGUUUGGCUGUGCGCGUUUCCGAGCGGCUGAGCACGGUGGCGCGGGCUUUGCUCGGUGAGCAGCACGGACUUAACGGUGCACUGGUGGUCCCGGUUGUUCUGCUCGGUCAUCCAGAGCCUGACAUCUCGGUUGUUCUGCUCGAUCGUCCGCCGCCUGGCAUCCUGGACGUCCAUUCGGUCGUCUUCCGCCGGCACCCCGGCCGUUCGUUCCGUUUAAUCGGGUUUGGGGUCUGACCAAAUGCGCUACUGCCCUCCAGUGGCCAAUUUUAUUGCUUUAAAAUGGAUUUUCAACAUUGUGCUUUGGAGCUAGGUUGAAUCAGAACCUAGAGAUGUCUCUUGUGAAAAAAAAAAAAAAAAACGUAAAAGCCGUAUAAAUACGUCUUUGGGACACUGAAACAAAGUUACCCCCUUCUCCCCAGUUCUCAUUUUUAUUUUGAUCUCAAAGCAGCCCGAAGGAGCUUUCAUUUUUUAUUGAUUUUGGCUGUGCUUGUGGACAAAAUCAGUAGUUUUUCCUGAAAGAAGGCUUUAUUUUUAUUUUUGUUACUCCCUGACUAAGAAGUUUUUUUUUUCUGUUGUAUUUAAUUUAUUUAGACAAUUUUGAGUGUUAUUAAGACAAAUGUUUAUUAUUUUUUGCAUUCCUGGAUACAUAAGAGAUGAUUAAGAAGUUUGUAUAUCUUGUGUAAAUAUAAUUUGUGUUCAAAUAAUACAAUUUAAAUUUCCUAAUAAAAUCCAGACAUUAUGGAAGUUUUCAAAAUGUUUCUUUAGCAGUUUUUGAAAACAAAGGUUUGAAUCAAACGUAUCACCUGAACCAAUACCAACCUCCUUAAAAUUGAAGGAAAAAAAAAAUAAAUUCCCAUGUUUUCAGUGUAAAUCUAGAAAUAAGUGAAAUUAUCUGUGAGUGCUUCAAGUAAAUUUUACUCCGAUUUCUUGAGAUAUAAAAUAGCUAGCUGAAAAUAAGGAAAAAAUGUCGUACUGGUUUAUUUAAUCUUUAAAAAAAAAUGUUUGCCAGAAAUGUUCUUAACACAAUAACACAACUAGCUAAUGAUAGCACCAACAUAUUCAUGGUUAGUGUUGGCAACUUUGUGUUAAAAAUGGCUGUGAAUACAGCGAUUGCCAAGUAAACACUACAAACAUUCUUUAAAUAAAGGACUAUUUACUUACGUUUCAUCAUGGAUGGGCAGGUAGAAAAGAUCUCCUAAGACGCAUUCUGUCCGUCAUGUUAGCUGCACAACAACUGCACGCCACUUUUUGUCUGUCGUCGCCAUGUAGUAAAGCAUUAUUUUUCAUUAUAUUCAUGUUGUGGGAGCUACGCGUUCCUCCGGCGGUACUCUCCAGCUGCUUCCCCGGCGAGCUCUCUUGUCCGUAGUAGCAGGGGAACGAGCUGUAACUUGCUCUCCGCCGGGCAGGUUGCCGAUCGGCGAAGACACUCGACAACCCCGCGGCAGUGUGAUAUGAUACGGGCUAGUUUUGUGUGAUUUUUCACUUCGAAAGCGAAAAUAAGACUUUGAGACGUCACUCGGUUUGGGUUAGCAUGUCGGCUAGUUGUAAUAAUAAGAAUAAUAUACAGAUCCUGCUUACACAAAUUUAUUAAUUUCCGUGUGGCGCUUUGAGAAAAUCCACCAAUAAAGCUUUUGAAAACCGUUCAUAAGAAAAAAAAAAGAUUAAUUGAGGCAUUUUAUUUGUAAAAUACAUGUUAAAAUGUUUGUCAUUGGGAUUGCUUUUCUCUUUAGCUCUGGACUUUUUUCUUCUUUCUUUCAGAAAGAAAGCUGACCAAUAUGCGGGGUCAGAAAGGCAAAUUGUUGGAUUAUCUUUAAAUACCCGCUACUUUUUGAGCAGAAUUCUAGCUUUUUAUAUAUUAAUGUUCUAUUGUUGAAAGCACAAAGGUGUGUAAUAAACAACUAGCACAUUUAUAUUUUGUUUUCUUACUGUACCGAAAAUGAACCGAACCGUGACCUUAAAACCGAGGUACGUACCGAACCGAGAUUUUUGUGUACCGUUACACCCCUUGUUUUAUUCCAACACAUUGUCGAAGACAGCAAGGUGGCUGAUGGCUAGACAUGGUACCCGCGGGUUAUUAAAAGUAUUUAAAAAAGCAUUGAAUUUAGUUUUCUAUUAUUAAAGGUAUUAAAAGUAUUAAAUUAGCUGUUGUAAGUCUGGAAUUUUUUCACCGUGGUCUUAAUUUUCAAGAACAUCUCAGUGCAACCUAAAUUAUAUCCGUGACAAAUUUUUUUUCCCUUUUUAAAUCCAUAAGGGAGAUGACGCAUAGAAUUUUUACGAUGCACUGCACUACAAAUCGAAAUGCAACUCGUGCGUGCCAAACCACCACAACCGGCAAAACGGAGAAUCCAUCCACCUCUGCAUCGGGAAUGCUUCCGUUUGUUGGUGGAACGAAAACCUUGCAGGCAGAAGUAUUGUGGAUUCUGAACACCACAACAGACCACCAUUCAUAUACUUCAAAUGAGUCCAUUGGUGAUCUGUUUCGGAUAUUACAUCAUUUUUGGUCGGCAUCGGCUGUCACAAUGUUGGUCAGAUUGCGUUUUGUUCCAGAGGGAGCGUUCCCGAUGUCGUAACUGUCUUUUGUAACGAAUUUUCAGUUGGCAGAAAAAAAAAACGCACAUUUUUUUAAUGUUUAAAUAGUCUACAUAUUUUUAUGAUCAUUAUAAAUUUAUUUACACAACGAAAUAACGCUGGAAAAGUUUGUUAAAUAUAAAUAAACAGAUGCGGUUUUGCGGACUCGCAGAGGGGAAGAUUAAAAAGGGCGUAUAGGCACGCUCUGGCUCAGCAAUGACCAUACAGCGCCUUCUUUUUUUUUAAUCCAAAUUAUUUAUUUUAUACCAUCAUUAAUAUAUAGUUAUUUCAAAAAGUUAGCGAAGAAGAACCCCAACGUAAUAAUUGACAUUUUAAUUUUGGUCAUGUUUUCAGUUUAAUUUAGCCAUUUCCAGCUUGCUAUGUUUAUAAUUGCGAUGUUUGUUUACCGCUUUUUGUCUUACUGCGAAGAGGGAGGAAGAUACAUCGGCCGCCGCUAUGAUAUUUAAGUCAUCAGCCAUCUGCUGUGACCCGGGAAUUUAACGCCUGCCUUCACGCACACUGCUUCCCAUGUCAGUCGACACAGGAAAAUGUUUUCACACACAAAUGCUAAGUCCCGCGAUAUUCCCGUUGUUUUGGAGUAUGUGAUAGGGGCUCAAGUUACAUCCAGAUACUUUAGGUUGUACUUUACGGGUCAUGCGAAGGCAGAGGACCUGCUUAAACAUUUCGGUUUGCCUUUCAAAUGAAUGUGAAUUUCGCAGUUUUAACUCAAGAGUUAGCCAUGUUCACUGGGGUCUUGGCAGGUGGACGAGAGGCUAGCCCAGGGUCCCCCCAGGAUUGAUAAAUCUAAAUUCAAGACUUUUAAGACCUUUUUUAAUGCCAUUUCAACUGAAAAUUAAUACUUUUCUCGCACCCAUUAUUUAGAUAAUAUUGAAUCAUAUUAAAAAAAUAAAGCACUGAACAUCAAAUUUAACCUCAAUUACUGUGUUUGACAAAAGAAUGCACAUUUACUGAAGAUAAAAUUAAAAAAUUUACAGUGCCUUGCAAAAGUAUUCGGCCCCCUUGAAUCUUGCAACCUUUCGCCACAUUUC
This is a messenger RNA of Corythoichthys intestinalis (scribbled pipefish), 10957 nucleotides long. Its product is annotated as zinc finger protein 585A-like. The transcript has 8 exons. Gene Ontology annotation, molecular function: RNA polymerase II cis-regulatory region sequence-specific DNA binding; DNA-binding transcription factor activity. Bases 274 to 3570 code for a protein of 1098 amino acids. Gene Ontology annotation, biological process: regulation of transcription by RNA polymerase II. The record is from RefSeq and is a predicted model, not a curated record. Lineage: Eukaryota; Metazoa; Chordata; Actinopteri; Syngnathiformes; Syngnathidae.